AUGUCGUCUACAACCACCACCACUAGCCGCCGUCGCGUCAACGGCAUCAAGAGAGAGCGCGAGUCACUCAAUUCACUUCCAUCUGACAACGAAGUCACUUCCGAGACCAACCAAAUCAGCCUGUACGGAUCAGGCAGCGGUCAUUCACUCGAUGAUGCUGCCACAGAUACGCCUGGCAUGGCACCUCCACUCUCCUAUCGUCACGGCCGUUCUGAUGCCCCCACGCCUAGCGAUCGUGCGGACGACGCUGAGCCGCUUCUGCGCGAAAUGCGAGUGGUCCCCAUGAUGCCGCCUCCCGGACUAAAUCCGCAAGAAGAGGGAAGCUUCUUCCAAGAGUCCUUCAGAGAUAUUGCCAAGAGACUGAAGGCCUUCAAUGAUGCCCUCGGAGAGUUGCAGCAACUCGGCGUUUCUCAUGAUGUCCAGCUCCCCGAGCUCGUUCUGGUGGGCGAUCAAAGCGCUGGCAAGUCAAGCCUGAUGUCUGGCCUCGCUCAGCUCGACUUACCUCGGAGCGAGGGCACAUGCACACGAUGCCCUCUGCAUAUUCGGGUGUCUAUGAAUCCGGAGUGGUCCUGCCGAGUCUGGCUCCGGAAGCAAUAUACUUAUGCGCCUCCGACGGAUCGCAACAUUAUGGAAUCGGACGUGACGGAUGCGGACCCCUUCUUCCCGUGGAAACAGCAGCCUACGACCGAUAUUAUCGAGUUCAAAACCAUGCAUGAGAACACUGAAAUUGAAGAGGUGCUCCGCUGGGCGCAAAUCGCCAUUCUCAACGACAACAAGAAUCCUGCCCUCUAUGUGCCAGGAUCGGGCUCCAUUGCGUCCAAUACGCCCAUCUCACUCGAAGCAGAUCGGACUCUGGCCAAAUUUUCACCCAAUAUUGUUGCACUGGAAAUCAAGGGUCCCGAUCUGCCCAACCUGUCCUUCUACGACAUGCCUGGCAUUUUUCAAAACCCGGCUGACGCUCGCGACGAUUACCUCGUGUCUGUCGUCACCAACCUAUCUAAAGCAUAUAUCCAGCAUCCAUCGGCAAUCAUCAUGUGCAGCAUGCCUAUGAACUCGGACGCCGAAAAUUCUUGCACGUUCGGUUUGACCAGAAAGCUGGGUGCCUCGGCUCGGACGAUCGGUGUUCUCACCAAGGCUGACUUGCUGAGUUCCGGUGGAAGCUACGACCAGUGGCUGUCUAUUAUGAAGGGAGAGGCCCAUAAAACAGGACUUGGAUACUUCAUCACAUCGCGCCCUCAAGGCAAGACACUCGAGGAGCUCAGCAAGUGGGAGGAAGCCAUGUUUGUCGAGCACGGCGUGGAAGCAUGGCCUAGCGAUUUCCAUCAGUUUAGUAGCCGAUGCGGGGUGGAAAGGCUUAAAACCUUCUUGUCAGAGAAAUUGGCGGAUGCAUUCGCAAGCAGUUUGCCAACUAUCAAACGCAAGGUCGCCAACCACCUGGAGGUGGUCAAAAAGAAGCUCGGUGCUCUUCCGGAGCUGCCUGACAACAUCGAACUCGAGGUGGAAAGCUGCCUAAUGGAGUUCUCCGAAAGCUGCCGUCAAGGCAUCGAUGAGCUAAUCAAGUUCGGAAGCAUCCUUCCAAAAGAUUUCCGCGAUUGCUUGCUACAUAUCAAACCAAAAUUCACCCUCAAGGAUAGGAGCGAUACCCCCGUGGUUGAGAUAUCCGACGACGACUCAGAUGCAGCUCCGCUGCCGACAGCAACCCCCAGCAAGCGACGGCAAGGUGUCGGACAAAUCACACCAUCAUCAAAGCGUGUCCGACUCGAGAAUAGCAACAACGUCCCCAACGGGCACGUCUCAAACCUCAAGCGAGAAGAAACAGCCAGCCCAUCUUCUUCUAUAUCUGCGGCAGCGCCUCGCGCGAAGAAGUUUAGGCCCCCUCCGCCAUUUACAGAGUAUAGCGCGCUGGGAAGUGGCUUCCGUACCCUGGCCCAAGUCAAGAAAGAUAUUCAAGGAAAAAUGCAGGCUGGUACACCUGACGUCAUCCCGCCAGAUGUCUACCAGGACAUGGCGGUUGAAUCCAUCAAGGUCUGGGAACAACCAACCCAUACAUUCUUGAGAGCCACCAUGGGGCAGUUGCACGAAAAGCUUCGAGAGAAGCUGGAUUUGUCAUUGCACCGUCUACGAAAAAGGCUGAUUUACCGCGAGACUGCCGAGCACCUAUUGCAGUUCCUCAAAGAGCAACUACAAAAGACACAGGAGAUGGCCGAUCUCGUACUUAAGCACGAGACUCGGCAGCUCAUCACAUUCCAAGACGACACUUUUAAGUUGUAUAAAGAAAUGGAGGAGAAAGAGCUCAAGUGGUUUCGACACCGAAUGCGAUGCCAAGCCCGCUUUCCUGAGAUGCCAGUCCGACCAGGCAACUGGGCGACCAUGAACGACGAACAAAGACUACAAGAAACGAGAGAGCAGGAGAAGGAGACGGUGAAGCUCGGUCCUGAUGCCUUCGCUGACGAGGUUAUGGUAGUGUCGUACGUUAGAGGCUACUACCGCCUCGCCGCGCUCAGGUUUGUGGACCGCAUGUCGCAGCUGACGCUGUGCGGCAUGUUGCCAGACAUUCGCAUGCGUCUCGACUUUGAGCUGCGGAGUCGACUUGACCUCCAGGGCGGCAACGCUGCCGCCGCCUACCAGCGCUUGAUGGAUGAAGACACGGCCACGGCGGCCAAGCGGGAGGCGCUGAAGUCCGAGCGGGAGAAGUUUGUGCGUGCGCUGGAGACGAUCCAGGCCCUCGAGGGCAACCCGGGCCUGGAUGAGAGCAUUUACGACGCAAGCACGGCGUCCGUUUCCUUCUUGGCACGAGACAGAGACAUACUCAUGGAGGACUCUCAGACGACAAGUGAGAUCGCUAGCGGCGAGGCUUAG
Cordyceps fumosorosea ARSEF 2679 is the source of this 2859-nucleotide messenger RNA. Its product is annotated as Dynamin family protein. Lineage: Eukaryota; Fungi; Ascomycota; Sordariomycetes; Hypocreales; Cordycipitaceae. The transcript is spliced from 3 exons. The coding region runs from base 1 to 2859 and encodes 952 amino acids. Gene Ontology annotation, molecular function: GTPase activity; GTP binding; microtubule binding. Gene Ontology annotation, cellular component: cytoplasm; membrane; microtubule. The record is from RefSeq and is a predicted model, not a curated record.